Molecule: messenger RNA, 603 nt
Organism: Thecamonas trahens ATCC 50062
Lineage: Eukaryota; Apusomonadida; Apusomonadidae
Product: UPF0200 protein
Exons: 2
Coding region: 1-603 (200 amino acids)
Source: RefSeq, a predicted model, not a curated record
AUGAGCGGGCGCGGGCUGGUGGUCGGGGUGUGUGGGCUGAACGGGUCGGGCAAGUCGGUCCUCUGCGCGGCGCUGGCGGCGGCUGCCGGUUGCCGGGUCGUCUCUCUCUCGGAUGCCAUCCGGUCGUCGCUGGCGGGCGACGGCAUCGAUCCGAGCCGGGCGGCACUGAUUGCUCGCGGAAACGAGCUGCGGAACGAAGGCGGGGCGGGCGUGCUUGGUGCAAGGGUCGGCGCCUCCAUCGCCGCCAGCGUGGCUGCGGGCGAUGCUCCUCGAUGGGUCGUCGACUCGUUCCGCCAUCCUGAUGAGGUCCGCGAGCUGGCUGCUGCUGUGGGCGACGGUCCGACUGGCGUGCCGUUUGUCCUAGUGGCUGUCGAUGCCGAGCCAAGCGUCCGCUACCAUCGCAUGCGGGCCCGCGGGCGCCUUGGCGACUCGAUCACCUCCUUCGAGGAGUUUGCUCAGACCGAGGCCCUCGAGCUCGCUCAUCCCGACCCCAACGGUCAGCAGCUGGCGGCAGUGCUUGAGCUCGCCGCCGUGCGGAUCGACAACAACGCCGAGUGCCAAGGCUGCGGCCGACGCGCUGGCCAACGCGCUGCAGGAGACUGA